This is a messenger RNA of Colius striatus (speckled mousebird), 4206 nucleotides long. RefSeq names its product bromodomain adjacent to zinc finger domain 2A (gene BAZ2A). NCBI's taxonomy places the organism in Eukaryota, Metazoa, Chordata, Aves, Coliiformes, Coliidae. Gene Ontology annotation, molecular function: DNA binding. The transcript has 24 exons. Gene Ontology annotation, cellular component: rDNA heterochromatin. The record is from RefSeq and is a predicted model, not a curated record. Bases 73 to 4206 code for a protein of 1377 amino acids.
CUCGCUGCCCCCGCCCCGCUCCCCGCGGGCACCGGGGCUGGCGCCGGCCCGGCGCCGCCGCCCCCCGCAGAAAUGGAAACAAACAACCAUUUCAACUUCACUGGCCUUUCCUCCACACCCACUGCCUCAGGACCGAAACCCACGCCUGCCUCAGGGGACAGCCCCUUCGCCCACGGCUCCCCGCUCGGCUUCCCCCAGCAAGGGAAAAGUCUGAACGGGGGGAUGAAUGUCAAUGGCUUCUCUACUGUAUCUCACCCCAGUACUUCAGGGACCUUCGCCCCCAGCUCUCCGCCCGCCGGGACGCCGCCGCUCCGCGCCUACGACUGCCUCUGGGACUACUCCCCGUACCCUGGCGCCGGUGGCCUCAAGGACAGCGGCUCCCCAGCUCCCUCCCAGCUCUCCAGCCUUGCACAGUUCCCCCUCAACGGUGUCACUGGGGGGUCCAGACCCUCGUCCCCCGGCCACGGCACCAACCUCCGCGCUGCCGGGCAGGAGUUUUGGGGCAACGGCACGUCCGGCUCCAUGGGGUUGAACUUUGACUCGCAGGAGCUCUACGACUCGUUCCACGAGCAGAGCUUUGAGUUGAUGCAGAAUGGGCCUGGGGGGUUUUACACUGCUCCCCAACACUCUCCCAUGCUGGCUUCUGGCACUCAGCCCUUCUCGCUGCCGCCGGCCCCGCCGGAGGAGCCGGGCGCCGGGGAAGGAGACGCCGAUGGCACAGCCAAAGAGAUGCCCCCGGCCAUCACCGAGAAUGGGGGUGGGCUGGUGGGCAGCAGGGAGCUGGAGGAGGCACAGCCAGACUUGAAGAUGUGCAGCUACAACGGGUCAGCGCCCGGCACGGAGGCGCCUGUGCUGGGCCCCGGCGCGGGCAGCGGCUGCCUGGGGGACACGUCCCCCAUGGCCCCCCGGCUGGAGGACACCCACAUCCUCAGCGAGCACCCCCUGGAACCCUUCGAGUCCUUGGCCAGAGACCCCGGCACCGGGGACCUCUACGCCAUGGACGACUCGCAGCUGGUGAGCGACAAAUCGCCUCUGGAGGAGCCCCCCGACCUGCCCUGUGCCUCCAGCCCCCCGCUGCACGCCGCCGGCCCCUUCGGCCUCCUGCCCGCCAGCCCCCCGCCCGCCCCGCUGCUCGCCGGGUCUGCCUCGCCGCCCGCCCUGCACGGCGGCAGCGGUGACCUGGAGGGCGGCAGCCACGCGGCGCUGGAGGAGCCGGAGUCCCUGGAGCUCAACCCUCCUCUGGAGCCUGAAUCCCCGGCCCCAUCCGCAGAGGAGGAGGAGGAGGAGGAGGAGGAAGAGGAGGAGGAAGCUGCUGACAGCUGCCCAGAGACUUCGGCUGCCCCGGAAGGCGAGAGCGAGGAGACGGCCCCGUUGAUUGUGUCGGCUGCAGGUGACGUCCCGCGCCGCCGCAUCGCCACGCAGGAGGAGGUUCGCUUCCCGCUGCAGCACGGGUGGAGGCGGGAGGUGAGGAUCAAGAAGGGGAAUCAUCGGUGGCAGGGAGAGACCUGGUACUACGGGCCCUGUGGGAAGAGGAUGAAGCAGUUCCCAGAGGUGAUCAAGUACCUGAGCAGGAACGUGGUGCAGGACGUGCGGCGCGAGCACUUCAGCUUCAGCCCCCGGAUGCCGGUGGGAGACUUCUACGAGGAGCGAGACACCGCCGAGGGGCUGCAGUGGGUGAAGCUGAGCCCCGAGGAGAUCCCCUCCCGCAUCCAGGCCAUCACGGGCAAGCGCGGCCGACCCCGCAACGCCGAGAAAGCCAAAGCCAAGGAGCCAGCGGCCGUGAAACGGGGCCGAGGGCGGCCCCCCAAGGUCAAGAUGGUGGAUUUGCUGAGCAAGACAGAUGCAAGGCUGCUGAAGAGGCUGGAAGCUCAAGAGGUGCUCAGCGAUGAGGAUAAGCUGAAAAUGAGCAAAAUCAAGAAGAAAAUGAGGAGGAAGGCCAAGAACAAGCAGAAGCAGGAAGCCAAAGCCCCCAGGGCGAAGGAGGUGAAGAAGAAAACCAAGGCCAAGGAGAAGAAAGGCAAAUUGGAGAAGGGGAAGGACAAAGCACGGCCCAAGGAGAAGAAGGGCAAAGGGGCUCGGAAGGCAGACAAGGGCCUGGUGGCCCAGCGGCGCCUGGAGGAGCGGCGGCGGCAGCAGCUCAUCCUGGAGGAGAUGAAGAAGCCCACGGAGGACAUGUGCCUGGGGGAUCACCAGCCCCUUCCAACCUUCUCCCGCAUCCCGGGCCUCAUCCUGCCCAGCCGCGCCUUCUCCAACUGCCUCACCGUGGUGGAGUUCCUGCAGAGCUACGGCAAAGUCCUGGGCUUUGACCUGGCCAAGGAUGUGCCCAACCUGUGCACACUGCAGGAGGGGCUGCUGGGGGUGGGGGACAGCGCAGGGGAGGUGCAGGACCUGCUGGUGAGGCUGCUGCGAGCCGCGCUCUACGACCCGGGGCUGCCGCCGUACUGCCAGUCCCUGAAGAUCCUGGGGGAAAAAGUGUCUGAGAUCAGCCUGAACCGCGACACGGUGUCGGAGAUCCUGCGCUGCUUCCUGACGGCGUACGGGGCGGGCGAGGAGCUGUGCCACGGCCUCCGGACCAAACCCUUCCAGGCUCUGCCUCCAGAGAAGAAAGCAGCCAUCCUGGCCUUCCUGGUGAACGAGCUCAACAGCAGUGCCCUCAUCAUCAAUGAGAUUGACAAGACCCUGGAGAACAUGUCCAGCUACAGGAAGAGCAAAUGGAUCAUCGAGGGUCGUCUGCGCCGGUUGAAGGUUGCCCUGGCCAAGAAGACGGGUCGUCCCGAGUCGGAGAUCACGGGGCUGGAGGACGGUCGGCGCCGGCGCAGCUCCCGCCUGACGGAGGAGCCGGGGCUGGAGAUGGAGGAGGAGGAGGAGAGCAGGGGCCGGAGAUCCCGCAGGGAGGAAGAGGCUGACACGUCCAUCUCCAGCGUCCCGGAGCUCGAGAGGCAGAUUGAGAAGUUGGCCAAGAGACAGAUGUUCUUCCGCAAGAAGCUGCUCCAUUCCUCACAGACACUACGAGCAGCUUCUCUGGGCCAGGACCGGUACCGGCGCCGAUACUGGGUCAUGCCCCACCUCGGGGGCAUCUUCGUGGAGGGCACGGAGGUGGCUGAGCCCCUGGCCCCCGAGCCCCAGGAGCUGAAGGCAUCUCCCCACGUGUGCCCGGUGAAGGAGGAACCGGUGGACGUGCCCGUCGCCCCUCGCCCAAGCUGCCCGGUGUCACGGGCCCGUGGGAGGCCCAGGAAGAACAGAGAGGAGCUGGCACAGCACUGCAGCCCCAAACCAACCCCCCCACCUCCUCCUGUCAACGGCAUCCUGGAGGAACAAGUGGCCCUGGGGCAGAGCCAGCACGACCUCAGCCAGUCUGCCUUCCUGUCCUGGCUGAGCCAGACACAAUCCUCCCUGCUCAAGGACUCCGUCCUCACCCCGGCCAGCAGCCCCGGCAAGGGGGACACGGGGCUCCCGCCGCCCCAGGAGGAGGAAGAGGAGGAGGAAGAGGAGGAGAGUGUCCCAGAGGCAGCAGCAAAGCGAGGGCCCUGGUUUAACCUCCUGCCCCGGACGCCCUGCGACGACAGAGCCCCUCUCGCUACCUCCUCAGCCCAGCCCCGCGGGCAGCCCCGUGGCACAGCCAGGCAGCUGAACGGCCUCCCCUCUGCCACCCCCGCGGCUCCGCUGCUCGCCUCCACGCCGGUGCCCGCCGGUGCCAGGGCCCACGGCGCUUGCCCCAGGAGCCGGGGCAACCCAGAGAAGCUUCAGGACAUUCCUGAGCAGCCCAAGCGCCGAGGACGACCCCCCACCAAGUUCUUCAAGCAGAUUGAGCAGAAAUACUUGACUCAGCUGACGGAGCAGCCCGUUCCCCCCGAGAUGCAGAGCGGGUGGUGGUGGCUGCAGGACCCCGAGGAGCUGGAGGCCGUGGCUCGGGCGCUGCACCCGCGGGGCAUCCGGGAGAAGGCGUUGCACAAACACCUCACCAAGCACAAGGAGUUCCUGAGGGAGGUUUGUCUCCGCUCCACCACCGACCCCAUCUUCCACCCGCGCCCCGAGGCGGCCGCUGCCGCCGUGUCUCAGGAAGCCCUGGCUCAGUGGUCGGUGAUGGACAGAGCCUACGAGACCGACCUGGCUGUGCUGCAGUGGGUGGAGGAGCUGGAGCAGCGUGUGCUCAUGGCUGACCUGCAGAUCCGGGUAUGGGCACUGCCAGGUGCCAUGGUGCAAUAG